UUCACAAACAGGAUUUUCAGAAGCAGUUCAGUGACUUAAAAGCAUCUGUUUUUAUUGGAUGCCAAUAAAAAAUGUGUAUGUGCUACCACAACAUUUAGGUCCUUUGGAAGCUCGUCUCCAAUAUAAGGCAGUCUAUAAACAAAUAUCUUUAGAUCACUUCUUGCCACAAUUAGCAGUAAUUAACAAGAACACAUGGUCACUGCAUUGCAGAAGCAGCUAGAAAUUGCAUUACCCAGAGGAGGUGUCUGCAGGAUUGACACAAUUCAUCCUCUUUUUGUGCAUGAAACUGUUAGGAUCUCCUCAAGCCCGUAAUCAGCCAUCCCUUCCUCUCCUUGCUGUGACACCCAAGAUUCAGUAUACCACCUUCUCUUUUCCCUGCUUGCUCACCCCUGUACCUGCAUGAACACAAGUCUGGGCUGUGAACACACCAAGACUCGAGUGGCUGUGUCACAGCUCCUCCUUGCCAUCAUGUGGCAUCCCCACAGACACAGCUCCCAUCCCCAUGUGGGGAUGCAGCAGUCAGGCAAGAAGGAAGGAGGUGUGCAGGCCCUGCCCAGCAUGACACAGCAACAAAGGUAUCUGUGGUAUGAGGUAGGUGAGUUUUCUUUUCCACUUCCUUUCUAGUUUGCUUGUUUGUUUACAAAGGGAAUCACCAGUGGGAUGUUUUUGCAUGACUCACAACUGGAGCCCCCAGUGCAGAUAAACAGCACUCAGACUUUCAUCUGGCUCUGUCCUGGGCCAGCCUGGUCCAUGAGCUUUCCUGGGGGGGUCAAGAGAUGGGAACUAGAGGCUUCCUUUUUGAAAAGACAUUGGAGAAGACACAGCAUGGCUCAGUCCUAGCUCUUCCAAGAACAAAAACCAGCAGAUCUUACAACCACAGAACCACAGAAUCAGUUUGGUAAGAAGGGACCUUUAAAGAUCAUCCAGUUGCCACAAGCAGGAACAUUUUUCACCAGACCAUGUUUCUCAAAAUCCCAUCCAACCUGGCUGUGGACACUUGAGUGGUAGGGCUUCCACAACUUCUCUGGGCAAUCUGUUCCAGUGUCUCACCAUCCUCAUAGUAAAUUUCUUCCUUUUAUUUAACCUAAAUCUACCUUUUUAGUUAAAAUUGAUUGCCCUUUGUUCCAUCGUUAUAGGCCUUGGUAAAAUGUCUCUCUCCUUCUUUCUUAUAAAAUUCCCUUUAAGUACAGAAAGGCUGCAUUAAGAUCUCCCUAGAACUUUCUCCAGGAUGAACAGACAUGACUCUCUCAGCCUUUCUCCAUCAGAGUGUUCCAGCUUUCUGAUCAACUUUUGGCUCUCCUGUGGGCCUUCUCCAAGAGAACUGUUUUGUGCUAGGGGUUCCAGAGCUGAAUGUUGUACUCCAGGUGGGGUUUCACAGGAGCAGAGUAAAGCGGGACAAUCCCCUCCCCUGACCUGCUGGUCACACUUCUGAUGCAGCCUGGUUGGCUUUAUGGGCUGCAGGUGCAGCUGGGUCACAUCCAAUUGUUCACCCACCAGUACUCCCAAGUCCCUCUCCUCCAGGCUGCUCUGGAUCCAUUCAUCCCCAGCCUAUACUGGUAUUGAGGACUGCCCCAACCCAGAUGUAGAAUCUUGCACUUGGCCCUAUUGACUUUCAUGAGGUUCACAUGGUCCCAUUCCUCCUCUGUAUGGCAUCCCUACCCCUACUGAAUCCAGGACACCUCUCAGGUUGGUGUCCUCUGCAGAAUUCCUGAGUGGGACUCAGUCUCACUGUCUGUGUCAUUAUUGAAGAUACUGAGCAGUACUGGUCCCAGUGCAGGAUCCCGAGGGACACCACUUGUUGACGAUCCCCAUUUGGAUGCUGAGCCAUUAACUGUAAUUGGAUCCCAUCCACCCUCCUAUUUAUUCAUCAAAUAGUCCAUCAAUCAAAUCCAUCUCUCUCCAGAUUAGAGGUAAGAAUGUUGUGUAGGACCAUGCCAAAGUCAAUACAGAAGUCCAGGUAGCUGACAGGUAGCUUACUUUCCAUUAGGUUGGAGUGGUUCAUCCUGCACUGCUUUUCCAAGGAUAUCAGGGGACAUACCUGCAAUUUCAGUUUGUGCCUGGUGGGAUCUCCCUUGCUUGGAGGCUGGCUGGACCUCUUUCCUGCAGCUGAGGAAUGAGGAUCCAGCCCACAGCAGGGAAGGAGUUAAGUGCUUGACCAGCUGCUGUCUGUGAGGCACUGAAUUCCUUCCCCGUGCAGUCCAGCAGCCAGUGUCAGGACAGAUAUAUUUAGAAAGCUGAUAAAGGUUUAGUGCCAACAGUUGUCCUGCCCCUCGAUGAAGAAGCUGUAGAGAGAGUGAGAGGGGGGCAGCUGAUUUCUUUCCCCACAGUACUGUUCCUUGCUGUCUUCAGUGGACUCCUUUGCUGUGCCUCCAGCAGAGACCCCCAGUGGAGCCAUCAGGCACAGGGGCAGACCCCCAGCAGCCGCCAUGGCCAGCGGCAGAGAUGCGGACAGCGAGCCGGCGCUGCCUGAGGAGGAGGAGGAGAAGGAGGGCCCGGACGUGAAGGCCGUGCAGGCCCAUUACCUGCGCAGCCCCUCGCCCAGCCGGUGUUCAGUGAUAUCAGACACUGAUACAGAGAGCAUCUACAUGGAGCCAAUCCAUCUGUCAUCUGCUGUGGCUGCCAAACAAAUCAUCAGUGAAGAGCUGAAGACCAAGGACGUCAGGGUAGACUCGGUGUGUCCCAGGAUGUUGGAGUCUGCGCAGCAGCUGAUGGUGGAAGACCUGUACAACCGAGUUAAGGAAAAGAUUGAUGACACCAGCUUGUUUAACACGCCGUGUGUGAUGGACUUGCAGAGGGCACUUGUGAAGGACAGGCUGGAGACCCCCAGGGACGCUGUGGAUGAAGUCUGGCCUAAUGUCUUCAUAGCAGAAAAAAGCGUUGCAGUGAACAAAAGCCGUUUGAAGAGACUGGGCAUCACCCAUGUCCUGAAUGCAGCUCAUGGAACAGGUGUCUACACAGGUCCAAGCUUCUACAAUGGUCUCAAUAUCCAGUACAUGGGCAUUGAAGUGGAUGAUUUUCCAGAUAUGGAUAUCUCCAAACACUUCCGCCCAGCUGCAGAGUUCCUUGACGAAGCCCUGCUGACUUACAGAGGCAGAAUCCUUGUCAGCAGUGAGAUGGGGAUCAGCCGCUCAGCUGUGCUGGUGGCUGCCUACCUGAUGAUCUACCACCACAUGACUGUUCUGGAGGCUCUGAUGACCCUGAGGAAGAAACGUGCCAUCUACCCCAACGACGGCUUCCUGAAGCAGCUGCGGGAGCUCAAUGAGCAGCUGUUGGAGGAGCGAGAGCUGGAGCGUUCUGGAGAUGAGGACAUAACUCCGAGCCAAAGUCCUCUUGCCUACCCAGGGACUUCUUCACGGCUGUCUGGAGCUGGGGACUCAGGGAGCAUCAAGGGAGCCAAAGCCCACUCCAUCACAGUAGAAGAAGAGGAUACCAGCAGCUUUUUGGGUAGUUUUAUGAGCUCUUCAUCAGUGGAAAAAACUAGUUGGGUUUCCAAACAUUCCACCCUGAUCACUGAGGAGGAAGAGGAACAAUUGUAUGAGGAAUGGAGGAGGAAACAAGGCCUAUCUGCAAAGGAAGCAGGAGCUCACCAUGAAGGAACAUCUUCAAAGCAUCUGGAUCAGGAAGAGGAACAAUCUGAUGAGGAUGUGGAACGGAGGAUCCAUGACUGGCAGCGCAGGAAUGAGAAAUACCAGAUGGCAGGUGCAGCCAGGGAGGAGGAUGGUGAAUGCAGCAUGGGAGGAAGACCUUACCCAUCAGGCGAGUUCAGUGAUGUUGAGAGUGUGAGCAGUUUUGAGAUCCGAACCCUAAAAAAACAGCUGGAAGCCAGUAGCUUCAGCAGGAUGAGGAGGAGCCGCACAGGCUCUAUGUCUUCUGAGAGCACUUGGGACAUGUGGAAUGAGAGGCUUCUGGAGAUUGAGAAAGAAGCUGCUCAGAGGUAUCAUUCUAGGAAUAAAACUUGUGGGGAGAGACAAUCCCCAGAAACAGGAAGAAAGGAGAGGGAUGUGGAUGAAGAGAGUGUGUUUUCAGACUCCUCCUGUAGCUCCUUCUACAAUUUCUGCCAAAAGAACAAGGACAAGUUGACUCCUCUAGAAAGGUGGAAGGUCAAGAGGAUCCAGUUUGGCUUUCACAAGAAGGAUUUAGAACCAUCAUCUGCACCAUCUCCAGCAGAAGAUGGCAGCCAGGCAGGUCAGGAGGAAACAGAAGGGAAGAGUUUGUCAGAUAUUGAUCUGACUGCGUACCAGGCUUGGAAAAUGAAGCGGCAGAAGAAGGUGGGCAGUGAAAGCAGCAAGGAGGAAUUUGUGGAAUUUGCCAAAACUGAGGAUUCUGCUUCAGCUAAAAAGAAGCAGAGGCGUGUAGAGCUCCUUGAACGUUCAAAGAAAAUUUUAGAAGAAAGCCAGUCCAUGUGCAGCUGGGAGACAGAGAGUACAAUGAGUGGGAGUAUUCCCCUGUCAGCUUUCUGGUCUUCAGCGCCUUCUGCAAGUGGUGCUGACGAUGCAGCUUCUGCCCUGAGCAUGCAGACAAAUCAUUCAUCUUUGUCACAGGCCAGGAGUUGUACAGGACCAGUGCAGCUGCAGAUGCCAAAUAUACCCCUUCCCAACCUCCCAGUUGGCCCAGGUGACACAAUAUCCAUGGCAAGCAUUCAGAACUGGAUUGCUAACGUGGUCAGUGAAACCAUUGCCCAAAAGCAAAAUGAGAUCCUGAUGCUGUCCCGUCCAUCGUCCGCCAUGGCCUCGCUGUCAGGAGACCUUGGCAGGCGUGCAGAUGAUGACAAAGUUUCUCUUCUCAGUGCUCAGAGUGGCUCAUCCCUCGCUGCCUCUCAGCUCCACCAGCAGGACCUGCGCAGGGCUGAGUCUCAGUCUGUGCUGUCUUGCAACACCUCUGUGAGUGCAAGGACAGAAGGGACUACUUCAAACAUGAAGACAACCCAGACAAGCAAACCACUGUACAGCCUCUUUGCUGAUGAUGUUGACCUAAAGAAACUCAGGAGGAAGGAGAAGGAGAUGCAAAUGGAAAUGAGAGAAAAAAUGUCAGACUAUCAAAUUGAAAAGGUGAUCAGCGACAAUAAACGCAGCACUUUAUUUAAAAAAAAGGUGACCAAAGCAGAGGAAAAUGAAACAGAAAAUGACAGAGAGAGUACAACAAACAGCUGCAGGCGUCCCUUGCAAGCAGACUUUGACAGAACUGAUGCAGACUUUGAUCUGUCCAGUCAACCUGCAACCUCAGGUGCACCGAAGUCAGAGAUAGAUACUGAUAUUACCAAGUGGCUCAAUGGCCUGAAAGCAGAAAGAGAACCACCGUCAUAUUAUGAUCAGACUGAGAAAGCUAGAGAGAAAUAUAGCAGAUCAUCCAAAGUUAGACAGAUGGAUUCUGAGACAUCCAGUUACAGAUUCUGCAGAUCCCAAAGAAAAGAGCUAGAUAGCUGUUCUUCCUACGAGUCAACGGGAGAUUCACUGAGAACCAUGUCAAGAUUUUCCUCUGCUUCUGCAAAAGAGGACAAAAAGAUGUACAAGUUCACAAGGUCCAGGGUCAGUGAGACAAGUUCCAGAGGAAACAGCCCAGAGCUGCAUGUUUUCAGCCGGUCACCUGAACCACCCUUUGACUCUGAAGCCCCGGAACAAUCUACACAGAGCCGAGUUAGAGCUCAUCAUGUGGAGGCAUGUGAAGAGGAGGCCAGGUCAGAUGUGUCAGAAUGUGGAGCAAAAAGAAAGUUCACCCAGAGCUUUUCAAAGUCUGAAGAGGAUGGAAAGAAGGAGGCAAAAGUGGAGCAAAGUGAAGAAAGGUUUGCAUCUCGGCAGGUCUCUCGGUACAGGCGAAGCAUGCGUAAAGAAGAGGAAGAAAUGGAUGAUGAUGCCAUUAUUGCUGCUUGGAGAAGCCGACUAGAAGAAACUACAGCAAAGCUCCAGCGGAGAAGGGAAGAGUGACCAAGAUCAGACUACAGGAACACAAGCAGAGCCACAGAGUCCCUGAAUCACUCACUCAUCAUUAUAUUUUUGAUAAUCCUUUGUGGUUUGUAGGGCAUUUCCUGCAGAUAGUUCUCUUCUUAAUCAAAAGCGAUGAAGGGAAGAGGUCAAGUUCUGCAAGUGUUUGUGGCUUGUCAGAAAGAAGAUGCUGGUAUUAAAUGAUCAAUGUAGGUAGAAACACAAUGUUAGAAGCCAUUAGGAGCCAGACAAUGUUUCAGCAGCAAAAGCAGGUAACGGUGACACCUCAAGUCAAAAGACCAAUCACAUCCCACUUUGGUUAUUUCAAUUUCCUAGUGUUGUUAAAGACUGGACAUGUUUUUUCUAGGAUCUUUUUGAUCAUAAAUGGAAGAAGCCAAAAGCCUUUUCCAGGAACUUAAAGAAUGUUUUUCUCUUAAUCAGUUUUACUUUAUAUGACUGAGAAGAUAUUACCAGGUAGGCUCCGUUUUCUGCACCAGCCUUAAAAAUGUCUAGAGAAAUAAGACAGUUCAGGGGAACAUAUGUUCUGUUUUACUUUACUAAGCAGCAGGAGUGGAAUACUAGAAAAAAGAAGAUGCCUCCUGUUUACAAGUUCAAUGCAGUAAUGAAUGUAUUCAUUGUUUUCUAUUAGAUGGAGUAAUCUCUGCUCCAGUAUGGUUGGUUCCUGCUAAUAACUUCAGGUCAACAAAGGAAAAAUGCAGUAAUAUUAACAGCCAUCCAAAAAUCAUUUUUUGAUGUAGUUAAAGAGAUAGCUAGGAUUAGUGUUAGUGCAGGCUGGGUUUCUGAGUAUUGACUUCACUUUGGUUUAUGUAUGCAGCUCAGCUAAGUUGGUGCUUUUGUGUUAUAGUCAGAUUAAUUUUCAACAUGAUCGCCUUGAAAGAAAAGAGCAAUGCACAAAAUGACCUCAUAAUAAAAUUGCUUGAUUAGA
Molecule: messenger RNA, 6864 nt
Organism: Cyanistes caeruleus (blue tit)
Lineage: Eukaryota; Metazoa; Chordata; Aves; Passeriformes; Paridae
Gene: STYXL2
Product: serine/threonine/tyrosine interacting like 2
Biological process (GO): protein dephosphorylation; negative regulation of MAPK cascade
Cellular component (GO): cytoplasm
Molecular function (GO): protein tyrosine/serine/threonine phosphatase activity; MAP kinase phosphatase activity
Source: RefSeq, a predicted model, not a curated record